CCCGGCGUUCUCGGUGUCCGGACAGGGCUGCCACCGCGGCGGUGCCCGUGUUCACGGCGGGGCGGGACUGUUUGGGUCUGAGGUCUCUUCCCACGGCAGCCAUCCCCCCCCUGCUCCUCCGCCAGCGCCCGCCCCGGGUCGGGUCGGGAGGCGCGGCCGGAAGCGGGCGGAGCGCGCGCCGACGUGGCGAGAGCCGCACUGGCACCGGGACCAUGCGGGGCGGCGGCGCGGACACCCGGCCUGGACAUCGCAGACAGCAGAAGGACAAGCGGUCACCAGGAAGCAAAAACUGAUGUUUUCCAGGUCUAAGCAACUGAAGGAGGUAGAAACUACGGCACUGGGACUGAACAGUAGCUAUGAUGAGACAGUCAGCAAUGUUUCUUCUUCGUCACUGAAGAGCCGAGAGAAUGGAAGCGCAGUGUCCAGAAGCAAGCGGACCAUUCGCAGGCCUGCUUACUGGUUGGAAAUGAGAGGAAUAAAAAACAGCAUUAACAAGUCUUCCGAAAAAAAAGGAGAAGCACUAUCGAAAGGCAAGAGAAAAUCUGAACAAGCAGAAGGUGAAGAUCUCAAAGACUCUCCCAAGAAGAAGCAGAAGAUUUCGGGGAAAAAACAGCAAGUUGGAACACAACAAAACUCGAAGACAAAAGGCCACUCUGUUCAGAAAGAACCGGAGACUUAUGGCCCAGGUAGCGUGGAAGAACAAUGGUCUUUGGAAAUUCAAGAGAAGGGCCGAGUUACCUGCCCCACGUGCCGGGCUGUGGCGAGGAAGACUGUAGAAGGACUGAAGAAGCACAUGUUAAAUUGCAGGCAGGAGAUGUUCACGUGCCAUCACUGUGGAAAGCAGCUGAAGUCUUUAGGAGGGAUGAAAUACCACGUCAUGGCAGACCAUAACAACCAGCCGGUUAUGAAGGAGGGAGGAGAACUGGAUGAGCAGCUUGAACGUGACCGUCUUCGCAAGGUUUUGAAGCGUAUGGGAAAACUAAAGUGUUCAAGGGAGGGCUGCACGGGCAGCUUCACUAGCAUAAUGGGAUACCUGUAUCACAUUAAAAAAUGUGGGAAGGCUGCUUCUGAGCUGGAGAAAAUGGCUAUGAAGUGCCAUCACUGUGGAAAAGCGUACAAGUCAAAGGCAGGACUUGUCUACCAUCUCCGAUCGAAGCACAGGCCGGUCACUUUCCUCCAUGAGGAGAGAAGAACAGAGAGCCUGAAGGAAAUAAAACGGGAGCCAAACACCACAGGCAGAGUCCAGAGGAGAUCUGCAAAAGUGGCAAUCUACUAUCUCCAUGAGCUAGCUGGAGAAGAGCUGGCCAAGGAGUGGCCCAAGAGGAAAGUUCUGCAGGACUUGAUUCCAGAUGACCGGAAGCUGAAAUACACUCGUCCUGGACUGCCCACGUUUAGUCAAGAUGUGCUGUGCAAAUGGAAAACGGAGAUAAAAAUGUACCGGAGAGUCCACUGCCCAAAUCAGGGUUGUGAAUCAGUGUACGGCAGCGUCUCGGGACUCAAGUCUCACCUCGGCACAUGUACCUUGGGAGACUUUGUGGCUGGUAAAUACAAGUGUCUCCUGUGUGAGAAGGAGUUCAUUUCGGAGAGUGGAGUCAAGUAUCACAUCAACUCUGUGCACGCUGAGGACUGGUUUGAUGUGAACACAACUACCACAAAAAGCUUUGAGAAGCUGAUGAAAAUCCGCCAAAGGGAAGAGCAGAGGAAGCAACGGAAGAAACGUCCUUUGACCCGGGGCAAAAAGAAGAGAACCGGGACCCUGUCUGCCAAGAAGCUUUCUGCUUCUGGAGUUGAAAAAAUGAGGAGGAGUAAGAGAAGUUGUCCACAGCGGGUGGACAAUGAGAGUGUGAGCAGUGAGGAAGGGGAGCUCCAAGUUGCGCAGAGAGCUGAAUUUCCUAAAACCAGCCGCAAGCGAGGCCGGAAGUAAAUCCCAGGAAGAGGAGUAAUCCUAAAGCUUUUCAGUUACAAGACCCACUUCUGCCAGGGUCACAGCCCGUAACACUACUAUAAGUGACUGAAUGUCUUUGGGACUGUGACUGCAUUCUCCUCGGUAACCUUGAUUUUGGAACUGUUGCCUCUGGUCAGUUGUGAGAGAGGUCAAACCAAAGCUGUGGGACAGAGGCUGCCUCUCCUGACGUUCUUCCCUUGGACAGUGGCACUAGCAGCGUACCCAGCAUCAUUCCUGCCCUGGUUACAGUCUGGGUUUGGGUCACAUUAGUUGCUUGUUUAGUGGUUUCCAGUACAGCAGCUGUUUUGUCAUAUUCCUCUGAAGUGUGAGAUCAGGGUUCUUUUUUAGCAGUUCUCCCUAUAAGGGGCUGACAGGCACAGGGUUUAAUCCUCCUUAAGGGGGGAAUCCUUUCUUGCACAGUCUGCACAGAAACAAGCCUGUCCUGUAGAUGUCCUGUUGUCAGCAACGCUGCCACGGAAGAGCUUGUGCUCCAGUCUGGUACACAAGGCACUGUCUCAAUGUUGCUCACCACCAGACAGUAGCACACGCGCCUUGGUCUGCUUUGCAGUGAUGGGACAUCAUUAUUGCCCUCGUCAGGAACCCAGUAUUUCCCCAGCAUCUGUCUUUCUGUCGCAGUGGGCAUUGAAUGUACGUGGAGAGUCUUCCAAGGCCAAUGAGGAAUAAACACUCUCCAGCCUUUUGGAGAUGUGCUGGCCCUUCUGAGACCCCAAUAACUAAUGUAAUAAGAUGCCUUUGCGGGCCCUCUGAAGACUGCUUGUUCCGGACUCGCCUGCAAAAUGAACUUGCUGGAAGGCCACAUGUAUCUCCAAUAGCACUCUUGCUGAUGCUGAAGCCCGGAUUCCACUCAACCGCCUUGCCGGUGGUGUUCUUUGUCGUGCCUGUGCUCCCAUAAGGUCCUUUUUUUCUGCACUGUAGACACUGCCUUCCUUGUCUGACAUCACCUGCUCCCUAUUUGUGAAUGAGGCAUAUUAGCUGUGGCUUCCCUGUGUGGAAAAGGUUAAAAGAAGAGGGUUCAUUGUUUUAAUUCAUGUGUUGGCAUGAACUCUGGAUCACAGGGAACAUCUUCCUGUGCUCUGUAAAUGCAGCAGAUGUCGCAGAAGCCAGUAGGAAGCAGCAGCACUGGCAGCCCGACCAGGAAUUGCAAAAUUUGACCUUUUCCGUGCAGUUUUGCAGGCAAGCAAAUAGGCAGCUGGCUCUGUGUCACCUCCUCGUGAAUUCUCACUGUCCACCGAAGCUGCUGGUGCUCAGUUUGCAGGGAAGCCAUUGCAGCACCUGGUGAUCAGGCAGGUCAUUGCGUGUUAUUAUUGGAAUAAUCCCCCCAGCGCUGGCAGCAGGAAGUGCUGCAGGGCUAGGGUGCUCUUGAGACGGGCCUCUCCCAUGUUGUAAGCAAAGCAGACCCAGAUGAGUACGGUCUGUCUGGUGUGGGGAUCAACACCUGAAUGGUGUGAGGCAGCCUGCAGCCUACGCUGCCGUUUAGAACCCUCCGUCCCCAUGGCUGCAGUGCUGCGCUGGAAGCAUAAAUACAGGGACUUCUGUGCAGGGUGCAUGAGGUUUGCAGGAAGAAGGACAACAAGAUCGGAAGACAAUAAAAUAAAAUGUCACAUGUGCGAGAACGUGGUUUCUGGUCUGUUUGGUGUCUGGUGUUCUUGACGCCGUCCCCACUCCUACAGCACAAUCCAGCUCCCUUGUCCUGCACUGUCUGGUGCUCCUUGGUUGUCUGUACCAUUUCUCCUCCGUGUCCACUCUACACUGCUGUGCUUUGACCACAUGUUUACUGCCUUCCCACCCAGUAGAUGGACAGUGCGAUAAACCCAUGAAUUA
Cuculus canorus (common cuckoo) is the source of this 3787-nucleotide messenger RNA. RefSeq names its product zinc finger protein 512 (gene ZNF512). The record is from RefSeq and is a predicted model, not a curated record. The coding region runs from base 293 to 1924 and encodes 543 amino acids. The transcript is spliced from 14 exons. Lineage: Eukaryota; Metazoa; Chordata; Aves; Cuculiformes; Cuculidae. Gene Ontology annotation, molecular function: zinc ion binding.